Molecule: messenger RNA, 846 nt
Organism: Aspergillus mulundensis
Lineage: Eukaryota; Fungi; Ascomycota; Eurotiomycetes; Eurotiales; Aspergillaceae
Exons: 3
Coding region: 1-846 (281 amino acids)
Source: RefSeq, a predicted model, not a curated record
AUGAAGUGGCCCCUCGCAGGCCUCACCUCCAUCCACGCAACCCUCACCCUCGCAGCAGGGAACGGUCCCUACGAUGCCGCCCACACAACAGACCCAACCCUCCCAAACCACACCCUCUACCUACCCAAAGACCCCCCUCGCAAUACCACUCUCCCAAUCUUAAUAUGGGGCAACGGCGCCUGCUCCGCCAACGGCACACUCUUCGGAAACAUGCUCACGAACAUUGCAUCAUACGGGUUCCUCGCCAUUGCAUCGGGCGCACCGAACGGGCACGGGACAACGACCGUGCAGCUCAUGAAAGACGCGCUGGAUUGGGUUGAGAAAGCUACAAACAAGACAAGUAGAUAUGCGAACGUCCCAAUCGACACGAGCAGCAUCGCCGUCGCGGGACAGAGUUGCGGGGGUCUAGAGGCGUACCAGAUGCGCGAUGACGAGCGCGUGAAGUACCUCGGCAUCUUCAACUCUGGGUUUCUGGACCUGGGAUUCUUCGGGGAGUUACUGGGGAUGCCGAGUGAGGAUCCCGUGACGAUCAAGGGGGUGAAGAAGCCGGUUUUCUACUUUCUGGGUGGGGAGCGGGAUAUUGCGUAUAAGAAUGGCAUGGCCGACUACGCCGCUCUUACUGGCGUUCCAAAGUGGGUUGGGAACUACCCCGUCGGGCACAUGGGGACGUAUGCUGAGCCCGAGGGCGGUGCAUUUGGCGUUGCGGCUGUCAAUUGGCUGAAGUGGGUGCUUAAGGGUGAUACAAGCCAGGAGGAGUGGUUUGUUGGUGGUGGUGCACAGGAGGCUGGGUGGGAGGAGGUGGAUAGUGAGGGCUUGGAGGAUCUGUUGACCUUCUCUGGACCCUGA